AUGGACGUCAUAGCUGCAAUGAGCGAGACAGACAUUCCUGUCGUCCAGGGCCCCACUCGGCAGGCGUUCAUUCCGCUCCUGGAGGCGCACCGAGAAGAGAUACUCAGCGUCAAGCGAAAGACGUUCAAGUAUGGUGCAGUUGAUAGGCAGCAGCUUGAUGUGUACUAUCCUCCAGUGCAGAACAGGUCUGCAUCCGGAAAACACCCGGUUCUCGUAUUCAUAUAUGGAGGCGGUUUCGCAUCGGGAGAACGUAUUUUCCCGCCGCCCCUCGACUUGUGCUAUGUGAACCUGGGAGCCUUCUUUGCAAAGCGUGGGAUCGUUACGGUCAUUCCAGACUACCGCCUCGUGCCGGAGGUGAAAUUCCCAGAGCCGAUUGAAGAUAUCCGGGACGCCAUCACUUUCAUUGUCAAAUACUCUGAGCAAGUAGAAACAGAAGACAACAUCCAAGCGGACUUUAGCAAUAUCUUUGUCAUGGGACAUUCCGCCGGGUCCAUCUACACUGCUACAAUGCUGCUGUACCCCAACCUACUCUCUAGAGAGAUUCGCACUCGGAUUCGCAGUGCGAUUUUGACUGGCGGUGCCUAUCGGUUCAGCCCAGAGAUACCCGCAGCCGCCGCGGUGCCGUUCCUUCAGCUCUACGGCUCUUGGGAGCAGCUUCUGGAGAAGAUGCCGGCGACGUUGUUGGAACGCGCGACGAGCGAGGCGCUGGAACCAUUUCCUGAGUUGCUAGUCAUGGCAAGCGAGAAGGAGCCUCCUAUGAUCGCUCCGGCGAACUUGGAGUUCAUUGCGGCCUUGAAUUCCAAGAUUGGCCAGGAUGUGCCGUUUUCGAUCAUGAAGGGGCACAACCAUAUCAGCCCCCACUGGGCGUUGGGGAGUGGUCAGGGCGAGGAAUGGGCAGAGGAAGUUACGCAGUGGAUCAAGACCCGGAGUGGUUCACGGUGA
Molecule: messenger RNA, 942 nt
Organism: Fibroporia radiculosa
Lineage: Eukaryota; Fungi; Basidiomycota; Agaricomycetes; Polyporales; Fibroporiaceae
Exons: 4
Coding region: 1-942 (313 amino acids)
Source: RefSeq, a predicted model, not a curated record